AUGUCUUCCAUCGUCGACUGCACCCGGGAAUGCUCGCAGCUUUUCUGGCUGUCUAUGAGUUUGGGCGGGGUUUUGAUCGGUUCCAUAGCCCUCAAUAUUGGAUUGCUGCACCGCGUUCGUCGAUACCAUGUCGAAGUAGGGGAACUCAAGCCAAGACUCAAUAAGUUUCAAGAUGCGUAUCAAGACAGCAAGGUUGACAGAGCGGGACUACAGCGAGAGAGAAAUCUGCUUGUCCAAGAUCUGGAGAAGUGCCAACAAGCUUCCUAUGACUGUUGGUGUGAACUAACCGCCGCCAAUACGUUCUGCCGAGAGAACCACACCAGCCUUCAUCGCCCAGAGCAGUCAGAGCAGCCGAAGCGCUCGGAUACGUCUGGUCGGUCUGAUUUCUCUUUCCAGCCUGAAGGUCCUGACGGCGACGGUCCAGAGAGUCGUGCUGAGUGGGCCAAGAUGGGGCCUGCCAGGCGUGGAAAACCCAAUCUGACGGCGCUUGCGAACGGAGAAGCGAUUCAUCAUGUUGUCAAUGGCCGUUAUCAGGUCCCCCAGCAGAUUCAGUUAGGAGAUCUUACCCCGAUCGAUCAUGGUACUGAUGAUACGCAGACAUAUAAUUCUCUUUUGGAAGACUAUGCUCAAGCGCCAUGGGAUCCCACUAAGGAUCCGGAUGCCCAGAAUGAUGCUCAUGCUGGACAUGGACAACGGGGAUGA
Fusarium pseudograminearum CS3096 is the source of this 702-nucleotide messenger RNA. RefSeq lists its product as uncharacterized. Lineage: Eukaryota; Fungi; Ascomycota; Sordariomycetes; Hypocreales; Nectriaceae. Bases 1 to 702 code for a protein of 233 amino acids. The record is from RefSeq and is a predicted model, not a curated record. The transcript has a single exon.